AUGGCAUCUAAGACGAAGCUCUACGCCGCAGUUCAACCCAUGGUGGUACUGCUUCUCUUGUCUAUUGGCCAGUCUACCACGGCUUUUCGCGACCCCAGCGUGAAGCACGACCUUCUGAAGUCGACGAAUGCGCCAUCACGCAUCGACUUAGCAUCCGAACUCCACCAUGCAUCGAUCAAUCAGCCGGAGUUUUCAACCGCCCUCAGAAUUAUUCAAAACUACGAAUCAUCGCCAUCAUGCAACCGGUUUGCCGUUCACUCCCUCAUCAAAUCGUGCCAAUCGCUCGAAACAUCUCCUGGAGAAACCCACAAACCUGGGAACAUCGAAGUUGUGCUAGAGGAAGUGAAGUCUGAAUUCGCGGCCAGGCUUGCCGUCUGCGAACUAACGGGCGCAAAUGCCGCCAUCCCCCCUCAAUGCGCCCGCUUGGUCCCCUCUCAUGCUCAUUGCCAGAAGUCUGGCAUUGGCGGCUUCUUCGGCGGAGCCAGACCAAAGAAGUCUGAAGGGCAUGAGCUGUGCUACCCUGGGUUGACUACGCAGCAGUUUGACCAGUGCUUACGUGGUUUGGAAUCGCGAGCGCAGUGGUGGACAAGCUACAGCAACGCCAGGCAGAAUGCAGUUGUCGUCUGCCAGGCGAGCAGACACGCCAUCGAACGAGAGGAAAUGCUCGUAAUGUAUAGAAACAUGGCGGAAGUCACAGCAAACCAAGCGUCAGCUCUUUCAGCCUCUCUCGACAAAACUGAUGGCCGACUACAGGAGGCAGAGGAAUUUGCCGCCAAGGUGCGGCGGAUGCAAGCCGACUAUGUGAAAGAGUUGGAGCGGGCAACUGGGAGAACUUUCAGCAUCCUGAAUCAGCUGAGCACGGGGUUGAAGAUGCUCUGGGACGACAUCAUGCAUGUGUCUCAGACUACGAAUGAGGCUCGAUCAAAGCUCGACGCACUAACAGAAAAUCUCCACCAUGCAAGCGAUGACUUGGAUCAGACUCGUGAAAACAUACGGACCACGCACAACGACGCCAUCGAGAAAACUACCGAGAUUGCAGCUGUAGCAGUGCGUGGACAUGAGGCCAGCCUUGAGAGGGCUCUAUCUCUACGUCGUGAGCUAGAAAACGCUGGGCUGGAUAUUGGCAGCUGGACAGCGAACUUAAGUCUGGUCAAUGCCGAGCUGGAGAGAUUGUACGAGACGAGCCAGAGGACGCAUGAACAGCAAGAGGCGAAUUUAGAGACCCAGCAACGGCUUGGCGAACAGCUGAGGGAUAUGAAGGAGAGCGUCGAAACUCAGAAGUCCGCGAUAGAGGAUGCUACUACCAAGCUUCAGACCCUCGCCACAGCAGGAGGAUUUGCCGACCUUGUCCGCAGCUGGGCUGGGCUUGUCGUGAUGGCGUUAGUGAUCAGUAUGGUCAGCAAGGAGCUUGGCCGACUCCUGGUCGUUGUUGCUGGACUUAUGUGGGCCAUUCUGAAUACUUUCUCAUGGCUUUAUGUCUACGAAGGAGCGCACGAUUGCGUUCGUCACGUCAUAGCCAGCCUCUCGUCCUUCGGACAAUCGCCGAUAUAUCUCAUGAUUCGACUCUCCGCUUUCCUGUUCGUUGCCGUCGGCUUCGUUCUUUCAGCCCGUCGGUACCUCCACCGCUCUGCCCUGAUUGAGACCGAAGAAGGGACACUUCCGAUGAUCGAGGCCCUACAAACGACGAAAAGCCCAGAUAAGGAGACCCGACCGUACCCAGCGACGUUCUCAUUCAGUCGCUGGUCUGUCUGA
This is a messenger RNA of Coniosporium apollinis CBS 100218, 1752 nucleotides long. RefSeq lists its product as uncharacterized. Lineage: Eukaryota; Fungi; Ascomycota; Dothideomycetes. The transcript is spliced from 6 exons. Bases 1 to 1752 code for a protein of 583 amino acids. The record is from RefSeq and is a predicted model, not a curated record. Gene Ontology annotation, biological process: nuclear membrane fusion involved in karyogamy; karyogamy involved in conjugation with cellular fusion. Gene Ontology annotation, cellular component: endoplasmic reticulum membrane.